AUGGCGACAACAACAGAACCACCUCAAGAUAUCAAGGCCGAUAAGACGGCAGACUUCUGCGAUGAUGUUAAAACUGAAGAUGAGCAAAUCGACGUCGAAGCAAUUGCCGAGCCCUGGCAAAAGUACAAUCUAAAUGGCACUCCCAAUGUCUUCUACCCCCUCUGCCUUGGAGAAGUGCUCGAUGAGAGAUACUUAGUAGAGCAUAAAAUUGGCUUUGGGGGCUUCUCCACUGUCUGGAUGGCCCAUGAUCUUAAGACAAAGAGAGAUGUAGCCCUCAAGAUAUUUUCCUUGGGAGAAUGGGGGGAACACGAAACUCACAUGCAGAAUGAGAUCCUGCAGAACGUGCAGGAUACUUCCAACCUUGUAACUUCUUCAGCAACCUUUCUACUUCCUGCUGGCAACCCAAAGUCUCAUCAUAGGGUCCUAGUGCUUCCGUUGGUGGGCCCAUGUAUUACAUCAUUUGUCUUGGACAGAAUGCCCCUGGUCACUCGUAUGUCUGCUGCUAAGCAAUUGCUGGAGGCCUUGGAAAAGAUGCAUAAAGCUGGCAUUAUACACCGUGACUUGAAUGAGAGCAAUUGCAUGUGGGGGAUGGUUCCGCUCCAUAAUCUCAGCAGGGCAGCUAAAUAUGAAGCACUUGGCCGGCCAUUAAAGGAGGUUAUACCCUAUGUCAACCUCUGGAGGCAGGGAGAGCUUGUUCAACCCAUUGAUGUCCCCCAGCACUUAUACACUGAGAAAUUCUAUCUUGGGGACUUUGGUCUAUCCAUGAAACUUGGUGACUUGGUGAUUCAAAAGGGUUACCCACCUAUGCCCUUUUGCUCCCCAGAUCGACUUCAUAGGCAAGGCCCAAGUUUCGCCUGUGACAUGUGGAGUUACAUGGUUAUCUUCGCACGAUUGUAUUUUGGUUUCAUACCUUUCCCAAACCAGGGUCGGGGUGAAGUAUCUAGCAUGGUCAAAUGUUUGGGCCCAUUACCUGAGCAAUGGAAGGGCCAUUACACCCACUCUGGAGCCCUGGAUUCCUGUCUUGCAGCAAAGAUUUCAAGAUAUCGUCCUGAAGCUGACCAGACUGAGCAAAAUCAUGUGCUCUCCAUUAUGUCCAAAGUUUUUACUUUUUGCCCUGAGAAACGUCUGACUGCGACCCAGCUUCUGCACGACCCUUCAUUCAAAGCUGUCAUGGAAAAAUAUGGUUGUUGA
Messenger RNA from Histoplasma capsulatum G186AR, 1191 nucleotides. RefSeq names its product protein kinase. Lineage: Eukaryota; Fungi; Ascomycota; Eurotiomycetes; Onygenales; Ajellomycetaceae. The record is from RefSeq and is a predicted model, not a curated record. The transcript is spliced from 3 exons. Gene Ontology annotation, molecular function: ATP binding; protein kinase activity. Bases 1 to 1191 code for a protein of 396 amino acids. Gene Ontology annotation, biological process: protein phosphorylation.